AUGCCAGUACAUAAUAAGAGAGCGAGAAAAUGCUCAGCUUAUGCUUCGAUAGAAACCAUGAGUAUCUCCGCCUUGAGGAAGAAAAUACGUGACAGUGAGCGAACUCUGAGAAUGAAAAAGAUACAUUCAGCUAAAGGCCAAGUAAGCUUAGAGCGUCAACUCAAAGCUUUGAAAUUAAUGCUUACUGAGAGAACCAUAGAGUCAAAAGAGAAGAAAAUGAUUUCCAAAUACCGAAUGGUUAAACAUUUUGACAGAAAGAAAGUUGAACGUGCAAUAAAAAAGGCAGAAAAGCAGGUUACAGAGGCGCAGACUCCGCAAGAGAAAGAACGUUUCAAACAGGAAUUAUAUGAAUUACAGAUAGAUUAUAAUUAUAUAAUGGGUCGUAAAUAUAUGGCACUUUAUCCCAAGGCAGACGCUGAUGAUCCUAAAAUGAUCUCUAGGAGAAACGAAAUUAGGGAACUUAUCAGAGAAGCAAUGGAAAAUAAUGAUUUGGAUUCCUUAAAUAAACGCUUUAGGGAGGAAACUAAAGUGAAAAUUAUCAAAAGUGAGGAAAAUAAUCAACGGUUGAAAAAGAGACAAGAAAAAAAACAAGAUAAUGAUGCAAAUAAGAUUAUUAAUGAUAAUUUUUUUGGCUCGGAUUAUGAUGAUGAGUAG
This is a messenger RNA of Scutellospora calospora, 654 nucleotides long. NCBI's taxonomy places the organism in Eukaryota, Fungi, Glomeromycota, Glomeromycetes, Diversisporales, Gigasporaceae. The record is from the annotation of a GenBank genome assembly.